Hermetia illucens (black soldier fly) is the source of this 1161-nucleotide messenger RNA. RefSeq names its product DNA polymerase subunit gamma-2, mitochondrial (gene DNApol-gamma35). Gene Ontology annotation, cellular component: mitochondrion; cytoplasm. The coding region runs from base 37 to 1158 and encodes 373 amino acids. NCBI's taxonomy places the organism in Eukaryota, Metazoa, Arthropoda, Insecta, Diptera, Stratiomyidae. Gene Ontology annotation, biological process: mitochondrial DNA replication. The transcript is spliced from 3 exons. The record is from RefSeq and is a predicted model, not a curated record.
UCUGGAGACAAAGGAGAAGAAGUUUGAUUGACAACUAUGCGUAAAUUAUCUGAAAUUUUAAGUAUCUUAAAGGAAUCAGGCUACAUUGACGUGCAAUUAAUCAACCAAGCUCUUGUUAACAAAAUCACAUUCCUGCCUCUGGGAUCUGUUCUUUUGGAUAAAAUUAGAAGCGAAUGCCACUCGAAUCGAGGCGGAAUCAACACAUACAACACGAACAAUCAGAACGGGGAAACGAUUGACUUAUUUCAACAUCGAGCAGAACCAAAUUCUUUAUAUAAAUCAAAAAGCUUCCGGGAAAAUAUCCUUCAUAUUAAAAACCAGUUUCAAACUGAUAUCCCUCUCGCAAUUAGCGAGAAUUUGAAAUUCUCAAAUCAUCUAGGUCCCAACUCGGACACGUUUUCAGUAAAUCUUCAAAAUGGAACACUUAUCUCGUGUUCGUAUUUCGUUAACGAAUCGGCUGCUACCGAAUAUUUCCACAGGAUUCAGCGAGAGCGGAAAAUUUGGUGGAUGAAGUUCUCAUUGAACCCCGGACGAUACUUUCUUUCUGAUCUGAGCACCCAAGAACUGAACAAUUAUAAAGUGCAAACAGUAAAAAUAAAAUCUAGAUUCAAUUUCGGCGAAAUGGAUUUGGAGUCGGUGGAUGUUGUUCCUCUGAGGGCGUUGGAGUUAGACAAUUUAGAAGAUUUCUAUUUUAAAGACGCUCGGUUGAAAAGAAGGAUUUUACCAGCGGUCGUACGGUCUGAGCUGUGCUUAGAAGCGGCGGUUUUAGGAAUUCUGAUGGAUUCGGUUGAAGAUUCCCGGGACAAGAAAAUUAAUAUCAAUCGAAAGAUAGCUCCCUACCAAUGCAGCGUAUUUUGCUUUUCGAAAGAUGAAAAGAUUCUUUUAGAGUUGGAGGAUUUGGCUGCGCAUUUAACGAAUGUAAUACGGAGGAGCGGUCUCACGGCUCUAAAUCUUCAAAAGUGUCGAACGAAUUCCGAUCAGAUUUUAGUAAGAGAAUUAAAGGACAUGGACCAGGUAGGAAUUCCAUAUUCGAUUAUCCUGGAAAAUGAGAGUCUGCGAACUGGAGUAAUGAAAUUACGAUCACGUGAUACUGGCCUAUCGGAAACUAUUCAUAUUACGGAUGUGCCUGAUUAUUUAUUAAAAAUUUUCAAUUCCUAGUUA